AUGACGCACAUCGCUGAUUUCUUUAGUGUGCCGCAACCUCCUCGACACCCUGAAAGGGAAUGGAUACGAGAAAAUCAAGGUGCUACCGGGCGCUUACGACCGAGGAGGGAAGAUUCUGGGUCCUCCACCGAAGACGCGACAAUCGCUCGUCUCCCUGUCGGGGAUGGGAGUGUCCGAGAUGGUACCGAACACGCCUCCUCUUCCGGGCAGGUCGACUUCUCAUGGGUUGCGGACGAGCCCUUGGAGGAGGAAUCAGACUUCUGUGACGAGGCCGUCAUUGCCUACGCUAUGGUCGAGACCAUAAGCCGGGAGGAUCCACCGAACUGGUAUUGCUGCGCCCCCAAGGAAGAAGACCGCAUUUGCCAUCAUUUCCCGGGGAAGCAGUUCACCAUGUAUGAAUUUGCUUUCCGUGAGGCGGGGAUUAGACUGCCCUUCAACUCCUUCCAGAUGUCGGUCUUCAAGUGGCUUCGGCUGGCGCCGUCCCAACUACAUCCUAAUGCUCUCGCAUUUAUGCGGGCAUUCGAGUUGGUUUGCCAGUUCCUCGGCAUUGGUUGCACCCGGGCUCUCUUCUUCCACGUUUUCCAUCUCCAGAGGUCCGGUUCCCGUGGUCGCCACAGUUGGGUUUCUUUCAAGCAGCCCGUGCGUCUGUUCAAGACGUACGAGGAUUCUGUUCGCCAUUUCAAAAACCGGUGGUACGUGGUGAUGCCGAUUACCCGGGCUGCCCUUCACUCUCUAUACUACUAUCAACGGACACCCAAUGGGGAGGAGACGCUGAUGUCGAAGAUACCGCUGAGGUGGCAGCGCGAUCAUUUCGAUCUCUCCACGGCGCAUUACCGAGUCAAGUAUGCGAUGCUCGGCGAGGAGGAUAGGCUCGCGUACAAGAAGCUGGUCGAUUACGUGCAGAGCUUCAGCUUGGGGUUCUGGGCGAAUCGACAGGGCGUGCCCUACCUGGAUGAGGCCGGGGAACUAAUCACCGAGGCGCGUUAUAUCAAUACGAAGGCUCUGCUCGAGUGUGAUACCGAGGAGGAAGCUCUGGCGUUAUUGAGUGCCAUGCCCAAUGCUCGUGAUCGGGUGCUGAAGCUAGCGAAUCAGGUCGGCGCUCCUGACCGGGUGCCCAAGAAGAAGAAGAAAACUGUGGCCCGUCCCUUGGAGACUGCUGGCGAUGCCGGGGCUAGUCCCUCGCAGGCGGCGAGCGUGAUUCCUUCCUCUCCUCCUCGAUCUAACCCGAUCAACAUUCCUGAUAGCAGUCCGUCGCCAGCGGCUUCUCCCCUCCAUAAACGGAAGCGUCCGGCUGGGGCCCUUACCAGGUCGUCUCCAGGAAGUUCGCAUGGACCGGGCAGCUAUCUUCUACCUCCCUGCUAUGUGGAACGGUCGUUCUUCAAGGCCGAGGAGUCGAUUGCUGUGCCUGCGCCUGAGGCCAAGGCUAUUCUGGACCAGGAUGUUGCUGCCCGGAGGAAAGAUCUGGCCAGGGAUAUUGCUGCUGUCAUCCGGGUGAUGGAGACGGCCAUGGUUUUGACCGACACUUCGGUCUCCACCGCCUCGCUGGAGGAUGCCCUUUUGCAGGUUCGGACGGAGAAGGAAAGACUAUCUCAAGAUCUGUCGGACUACAAAGAAGAGCAUCAGCUGCAGGAAGGGCUGAGCCAGAAGCUGGAGGAGGUGGAAAAGGAGAGGGACCAGUUGAAGGCUGCUAAGGCGAGCUUGGAAGAGCAGGUGGUCGACCAUCAGAAGCUGACCGAGGACAACGCUUGCCUACGGGCUCAGGUUGAGUCUCUCGAGGGAAAGGUCCGUCCUCUGGCAGAUGAGACCGAGGAGGAACGCGCCCUUGGUUCGCGCGGUGAGCUGCUAGGGCAUAUUCGGACUCUCAACCAAGAUCUCGUGGCCUGCUUCAAAGAGGGUUUCGACAAUGCUGUCGAGCAGCUCGGGCUUCUGAACCCUGAGUUGGUGACAGUAGGGUCGGCCUAUAACUGCUGCGUCCGGGACGUUAUCAUGGCCUGCGUGCCUUAUGUAUUUGGCCUUCGGGCGUUGUAA
This is a messenger RNA of Lathyrus oleraceus (garden pea), 2028 nucleotides long. RefSeq lists its product as uncharacterized. The coding region runs from base 1 to 2028 and encodes 675 amino acids. The record is from RefSeq and is a predicted model, not a curated record. NCBI's taxonomy places the organism in Eukaryota, Viridiplantae, Streptophyta, Magnoliopsida, Fabales, Fabaceae. The transcript is spliced from 4 exons.